CUUUCCUAAGUAUGUCCAACUUCUCACCCCUUAUAAAAACCUAACCCCAUCAAUAUUUCUAAUUUCAUCUUCAUUUUUCAAACACAAUUCAAUCAAAACCCUCACAAAAAUUAAGAAAACACCAAAAAGGAUCAAUAAUAUGGCCAAUAAAACUGCCAUUCUCAUUUGUGUGCUAGUUGUUGUGAUUGGAUGUAGCAGCAUGCAGGGCAGUGAAGCAAUCUCAGCAUGCGCCAAGCCAUGCAUGCCAGUCUGCAUGAAGGAGGAAGGGGCAAGCAUUCCCAUCUGUGAGAUUGCCUGUGAGAACUAUUGCAAACAGAUCUCCGGCAACCGGAAUUCUGAGUGGAAUCGAUAUCGCAACCUUUGAUUGUUCAUCAAGCAAGUUUCAGAUUUAAUUAAGUUCAAAUUAAGUUGGUUUAAAUAAAUGAUGUAACUACUGGAAUUUUGUGAAUAUUAUAAGGGUAGCUGAACAAUAUUCCAUUGUAGUUUGUAAAUAGAGAUGCAAUAUUCUUUACCAA
Messenger RNA from Prunus persica (peach), 515 nucleotides. RefSeq lists its product as uncharacterized. Lineage: Eukaryota; Viridiplantae; Streptophyta; Magnoliopsida; Rosales; Rosaceae. Bases 140 to 364 code for a protein of 74 amino acids. The record is from RefSeq and is a predicted model, not a curated record. The transcript has a single exon.